Molecule: messenger RNA, 3025 nt
Organism: Telopea speciosissima
Lineage: Eukaryota; Viridiplantae; Streptophyta; Magnoliopsida; Proteales; Proteaceae
Product: disease resistance protein RUN1-like
Exons: 5
Coding region: 57-1745 (562 amino acids)
Biological process (GO): defense response; signal transduction
Molecular function (GO): ADP binding
Source: RefSeq, a predicted model, not a curated record
AAGAAAGCUCCUUCAGCAUCUCUCUCUGCAACUUCAACUGUUGCAAUUGCAGUUUCAUGGCGAAAUCAAUGGAAGCCUUCUCCUCCUUCUACUCCUCAGCGUCUUCAUCUGCAUCUUACAAUAAUUACGAUGUGUUUCUCAAUUUCAGGGGUGAAGACACUCGUAAUAACUUCACUAGUUUCCUUCACAAAGCUCCGAAAAGAGAGGGAAUCAAUGUCUUUAUGGAUAGUGAAAAUUUGUGGAGUGGAGCAGCUAUCGGCCCAGCCCUCACUAGAGCGAUCGAGGGGUCCAAAAUCUCAAUCCCUGUCUUCUCUCAGGGCUAUGCCUCUAGCAAGUGGUGUCUCAAGGAACUUUCUGAGAUUCAUAAUUGCCACAAAUCCAACGGUCAUAUUGUGUUACCCAUAUUCUUUGACGUUGAGCCAUCGCAUGUUCGGAAUCAAACUGGAAGUUUCCAAGGAUCGUUUCAGGAACAUGAACAGAAUUUUGAGUCCCCCGUCGUGGAGAGUUGGAGGGAAGCUUUGACAGCGGUAGGGAGUCUAAAGGGAUGGGUUCUCAGCAAAGACACAAAUGGGAAUCAGGCAGCACUAGUUGACUUAGUUGUCAAAAGGGCUUUGGAUGAAUUGAUAAGUAGCAUCCACUUUGUUGAAUGCAAAUACCCUAUUGGAUUAGAUUCCCAUGUUAAUAAGAUGUUAUCUUUAUUAAAUUGUGAUUCCGAUGAUGUUCGAAUCGUGGGAGUUUGUGGUCUUGGUGGCAUUGGAAAGACAACUAUUGCCAAGGCUGUAUACAAUCGUAUCUUUUUGAAUUUCAAAGGGCACAGUUUUCUUCGAGACAUCAGAGAAGCAACGCAAUUCAUGACUCUACAGGCUUUGCAGAAUCGACUUCUUAAAGAUGUCCUCAAAAUAAGCAUUGACAUAGAUGAUUAUCAUAGAGGCAAAAAUGUGAUUAAACAACGGCUUUGUACCAAAAAAGUUCUAAUUGUUCUUGAUGAUGUGGACACCUAUGAACAAUUAGAUGCUUUGGUAGGUGAAAUCAAUUGGUUUGGUCAAGGAACUAGGGUCAUAAUAACAACCAGAGAUGAACACAUUUUGCAUAUGGCUAAAGUUGACGCAAUCUACUGGCCUCAAGAGCUGAACCUUAAGGAUUCUCUUCAAGUAUUUAGUUUGCAUGCCUUUUCAAUGAGCCAACCUCCUAAUGAUUAUAUGCAACUUUCACACGCUGUGGUACGCCAUAUUGGAGGAUUGCCUUUAAUUUUAGAGGUGAUUGGGUCUAGCUUAUCGGACAUAAGUAACAAAGAAGUGUGGGAAAAAACGUUACAAAAAUUAAAAGAAAUUCCUUAUGAACAUAUUCAAACAAUGUUGAAGAUAAGCUAUGAUAAUCUAGAAGACGAGCAUGAGAAAUCCAUAUUUCUCGAUGUUGCAUGCUUUUUCAGUGGAUGGGACAAAGAAACUGCAAUGUCCAUAUGGGAAGCUUGUGGAUUGUAUCCUACUGCAGCAAUACAGAGACUAACUAAAAGGUCCCUUCUAAAAUUUGAAUAUAAUGAGUAUGGUGUCUGCUGUUUGAGGAUGCAUGGUCAAAUCCGAGACAUGGGAAGGACAAUUGUCAUAAUAGAGAACCUUAUGGAACCAAGUAAGCGUAGUAGAUUAUGGUCUUAUGAUGAAAUCCUACAAGUAUUAGAAGGACACAAGGGAACUGACAAAAUAAAAGGCAUGAUCGUUCCCCCCCUGGCUUACGAAGUGCUCCUUUAGAUAUUGAACACUUUGGGAAGAUGUCCCGAUCUAAGAUUUCUCCACAUUAAUCCAAUACACUUAAGGGGAGACUUUCCAUUGCUUCCUUCUACCUUAAAGUGGUUCAAAUGGGAUAAUUGUCCUUUGAAUAUUCUACCAGCCAACUUUUAUCAUACAAGUCUGGAUGCUCUCGACCUAUCAUGUAGCAUGAUUGAACAAGCUUGGAUUAUAAAGGCUCUAGAUGAAAAUAAGCGGUUCCAAAGAUUAAAAGUUCUCAAUCUUAGUCACAGUAACAAUCUAGCUACAUGCCUAGACUUUUCAUGGUUUCCUCACUUGGAGCGAUUGGAUCUUGGAUACUGCAUAUCCUUGGAUAAGUUAGACGAAUCCAUCGGGCAAUUGAGUCAACUCAAAAAUCUUAUUCUUAAAUGUUGCGACUCACUAAAGAAGUUGCCUGAUUCUAUUGGUGAUCUAGACUCUCUAGUCCAACUUGACUUGUCAAGGUCAAAUAUUGAAGAACUCCCAGACAACAUUUCCAUGCUGAGUUCUCUUGUUGAACUUGUUCUUACGGAUUGCAGAUCACUCAAGAAGUUGCCUGAGUCCAUUGGGUAUUUAAAAUCUUUGGUUAAGCUAAAAUUGACUAAUGUUUCAAAAAUUGAGGAAUUACCUGAUGGUGUUGGACUAUUAGAGAAGCUUGAGGUAUUAGAUGCUUCUAGUUGUCCUAAACUAGUGAAGCUACCAAGAUCAAUGGGGAGAAUGAGGUGCAUGCAUCACAUUAACCUGAAACGAACCAGUAUUUCAAAAAUUCCUGAAGAUUUCCCAAUGCAUUCAAACAUAUUUGAGUUGAAAAUGCCUGUGAGGCUUCAAUCCCUCCCGAUAGAUCUGUCACGCUUGGAAUAUUUGAACCAAUUAAACCUUCUUAAGUGUGAGAAGUUGGAAUACCUCCCAGAGCUUCUCUCAAGUUUAGUUCAGCUGUGUUGUGAAGAUUGUUUUUCAUUGGUAAGACUGCCGGAUUUAUCAAGGCUGAAAACUUUGACGAUAUUAUGUCUUGAGGGUUGUAUAAAGUUGGAAGAGAUUCAAGGCCUUAGGGGGAAAACUAUACUUGGUAGAACUCAAUGUCCGAGGAUGCCAUAACUCGACGGUACCUUCAAGGAAAAUACUUGGCCAGGGAACACUUUUACCUGACAACCCAUUAGGAAGUUUUUCCUUGACUGAUAUUGAUGGGAUCUAUAAAAAGCAGUUAAUUCUGUGCCUUGUUUUGGAAUUACCCUCUGAUUUCAGGUCACAAACCAUCUAUUGUUAUA